GGCCCAGAUACAUUUUCCAUUCCCAAAAACUAAAGCUCAGCAUCUGUUGCAUGAUGGUAUCAUUUCCUUUUAACCACUGCACUGAACUGUGGCUGUAAACCUGUGUUUCCUUCCUGCAGAAGAUGCUCCUUUGAAUGGAAGUAAAAACCUGCCUAGAGGACAGAGUUCCAUGCAGUGAUUAUGUGGAGCUCAGAUCUGCUGCUGCUCGAGUACUUGUGCUUUGUUUGCACUGAGCUGUUGGAGGGAAUGAGUUUGGCAAACAAUUUAGCCAUCUUUUUUAAUUUGUACAGAACUUGUCUUCUCUCAGCCUGGCUCCCUGAAUCCGGGUUGUCCCAGGGUGCUGAGUGCCUGAGCACAUCGGUGGGAGCAGGAUUGCCCUUUCAGCUCCAGGCUAUCUGAUAGCUGAGCUGUAACAUGAAACCCUGAGAUAGAGAAACUAAAACCAAGGUCAGCCUUCAUUAGUGAGAACUCCAUCAAAGCACAGUUCCUGUUACAAGAAAUGUGCUGCUGGAUUCUGCUUUUUUCCCAAGUCCUAUUCCAAUGGAGAAUGACAGCAGGUUUCCCCUGCUGCUCCCAGUAGGUGAAGAAGCAUUUCAUUAAAUCCAAGUCCCAGUUUCUCUCUGGAUGUUGGUGACCCUGAGUGCAUGAGAACUGCUGAUCUCAGUGUGCAGAGAGCAGGGCUGUGUUAUCCCUGCAGUGUCCCUUUCCCUGCCUUCCCUGCUAAUGCCCUGUGUGCCCCUGCAGUUCCUGAGGGUGACCAAGCAGUACCUGCCCCACGUGGCCCGGCUGUGCCUGAUCAGCACCUUCCUGGAGGAUGGCAUCCGCAUGUGGUUCCAGUGGAGUGAGCAGAGGGACUACAUCGAUGGCACGUGGAACUGUGGCUACUUCCUGGCCUCCAUCUUUGUGAUCAUAAACCUCUUUGGGCAGCUGAGUGGCUGUAUCCUGGUGCUGAGUAGGAACUUUGUGCAAUAUGCCUGCUUUGGACUGUUUGGAAUUAUAGCAUUACAGACUAUUGCAUACAGCAUUCUAUGGGACCUGAAGUUCUUGAUGAGGAAUCUUGCCCUUGGGGGAGGCUUGCUGCUGCUUCUGGCUGAGUCCCGCUCGGAGGGGAAGAGCAUGUUUGCUGGUGUCCCCACCAUGAGGGAGAGCUCCCCAAAGCAGUACAUGCAGCUGGGGGGACGAGUGCUGCUCGUCCUCAUGUUCAUGACACUGCUACACUUUGACAUGAACUUCUUUUCUAUUCUGCAGAACAUUGUGGGCACAGCCCUGAUUAUCUUGGUGGCAAUUGGCUUCAAGACUAAGCUGGCUGCCUUGACUCUGGUCAUCUGGCUCUUUGGCAUCAACAUCUACUUCAAUGCCUUCUGGACCGUCCCAGCCUACAAGCCCAUGCACGACUUCCUCAAAUACGAUUUCUUCCAGACCAUGUCUGUCAUUGGAGGGCUCCUCCUCGUGGUUGCACUGGGUCCUGGUGGAGUCUCCAUGGAUGAGAAGAAAAAAGAGUGGUAACAGGAAUAGCAACACUUCUUGGGACAUACUGUACUAAGUCCAGAACUGAUUCUCUAUGGAUUCAACAAAAACUGCCAGCAUUUUACACAUACAUGCCCCCUUCCUAUAAAAGGCACAGAUGUUUUGAAUUUCAUUUACUGUGGCACCAGUAAUACAAUAGAUAAAAUCCUAUUUCUUCAAGGAAUGUUGCCUAGGCUUAUUCUAACUUCCUAGAUUUGGGACUAACCCAAGGAACCUGCAUUUUGCUGAUGCUUCAGUGAAUUGCAGUAGAACAGUUGCUGUCUGGAAUGUCAGCAAUGUCUUAAAAUUUGCAGAAAGGUGAGCAGAUAGAGCUGGAUCAUUCAGUGGUGUUGGGUUGUAGCUAUAACUAAAAAAGUGGAUCCCCUUUCUUGCCCUUAUCAAAACUGUCUUGUGCAUAAGGAGUUCCAUGGCUGGUUAUAGCAUUGCUUAUCAAGGUGGAAAGCAGCAUCAAAGAAAACCUAGAAAAUCAGUUAUUUUGCUGCUCAGAGGCCUGUAAUUCCCUUUUGUUCAGCAGGGAAGGGUCUUUCCUGCUCCUGAAUAGAAGGCAAAAAGAAAACCUUGGAAGUAGUUGCACUGCUUUCUGGGUAAGAAAAAGGAGAGGAUUUUCUAACAUGUCCCAGUUCUGCUCUUGAGGGGAACAAGGGGAAAUCCUGUAUUGUUAAUCAUGAAUCCUGUAUUGCUAAUCAGAUUUAAAGGAAGUGGGGGAGAUAAUCCUGAAGAGACAGAACAUUAGAUUCUGUGAAAAUUCUGUGCCAAAAGAAUUCUCUAUUCUACAUUCUUUCCCCAAAAGUUGCUCCUCCUGAAUUCCCAAGAAGGGAGCCAAGUUGUGCUGCAGGUUCCAUAAUAAAAGCUCCUUUCUCCUAUUAACCAGCUUCCAUCCAUAUAUACCCCAAAUUCAUAUUUGAAUGGCAGGUUAAUGGUGAAAAUGUCUUGAGAAUUACAGAAACUCCCCUUUUCUGUGCACUCAGUACUUGCCAGAUGAGAGCAGUCAAUCUCCUAAUCUGUAGUCUUUGCUUCUUAGAUUCACUUCUGUCAGUCUCUUGGCUGUAAGAGUCCCAGCUGGCUGAAGAGCUGGGCUGCUGAGCUCUCCAGGACAGCCCCUCCUCUGCCACCUCAGAGCACCCUGAGCUGUGCAGGGUGGAAAUGUGGAAGUGGCCCCUGUUCCCAACUCUGCAAACGGUUCUAGCUGAGGAAUGUGAGUGCAAAGCCUGGGCAGUGGAGAAGCAGCCAGGGGUGAACCUUCCCCGGGAGGAACUCAGGAGGGUGAGGAAAGGAAGGCCCUGUUUGACUUCUCAGUGCCACAACCUCUGUGCCAUGACCAUGCUUAGUGCUGCUCAGGGAGGCCUUGUGUCCUCUCUUAGUCAACUAGGUGUGAACCUGUUUCACUAAAUUGUGGAGGAAUUCUAGACAGCAUGAGCCCUACCAACUUCCUACCAUUACAUUGAUUCCUUGCUCUCUUGCCUCCCCUGAGGAAGAUGCUCAGCUCUUUGCUGAAGGAGGAAUUCAGCUGAACAUCUCCAAUGGGAGCUGUUCCCCAGGAUCUCCUGAUAAGGGCACUCACCUGGACAGUUCAGUUAAACAGUUGCUUUUUAGGAGAGAAAACUGGCCUGAAAGAACUAAAAAAAAUAGAAGAGCACUGUUGAAAGUUAAACCAGUGAUUUCAUCAUCUUAAGGGGAUAAUAGCCUCUGUAAGGGCAAGAUGUGCUGCUGCUGGAGGAAGCCAUUUGCUAUCCCAGAAUAGUUAGGGUUGGAAGGGACCUCUGAAGAUCAUCUAGUCCAACCCAUAUGUCCAGAUUGAUGGAAGGGGAAUUCAGCAUUAAGGUCAGGUCACUUAUGGCUUUCUUUUCAAGGAAGUUUUGCAAGAGAAGUCUUCGCCUCAAAGUGUUCUGUGUUCCUGACUCUUCCUGGCUAAACAAACUGGUCCUUUCAGUCACAGAGCUGCAGCACAGGAGCCUUUCACUGUUUCACUGCAGCUCUUAAAACGGUUCUAGACUGAUCAAGGCAGCCACUCUCAGAUACCUGAACUGCUGUUGAUGUUCAUAGUAUUUAUAAAUGACAGAAACUACUCCUGCAAGUAGCCCCUUGUCUUUCUCAACUUCCUUGUGUCCUGUCUAACUAAGGAGCAGGAUGACAGACUAGUCUGAAAUAUUGACCAGUUUCCUCUGCGAAAAUCAAGUCUCCUUCCCAACAAAAGACCCUAGAAAAGGAACUGUUGCUGUUCCCUGCAGCAGGAAUACUUCAGUAUUCCAGGGGCAGUUAGGUGGAGGGCAUUAUCAGAUACUUCUAGGCAGCACAACGUGCAGACUUAUUAACUGUGAGUCCUGAUGCAGAAGAUUCUGGUUUCCUACAUACACUGCUGUACUUGUGCAUCUCCCAGAAAUUCAGUGACCUCUCCCCGUGGCUGAGAAGCUCUCACAAGCAGGCUGUCAGCUACCAAUUGGCUCUGCAAAGUGUUCUGGAAUUCAUUCUGAAUAUAUUUUUGCUUUCUAUGUGGAAAAAAAAAAAAGAAAUAAGUAUAAAUUCUCAUUUUAUGCUGUAUUUUGUACCUUAGUUGUGUUUGAAAAUGUUUUGAUUUUUGAAAACAAUCAAAAUAAAACAAUGGCAUCUUUGUAUCCA
Molecule: messenger RNA, 4143 nt
Organism: Pyrgilauda ruficollis (rufous-necked snowfinch)
Lineage: Eukaryota; Metazoa; Chordata; Aves; Passeriformes; Passeridae
Gene: SURF4
Product: surfeit 4
Exons: 5
Coding region: 724-1506 (260 amino acids)
Biological process (GO): Golgi organization
Cellular component (GO): endoplasmic reticulum; membrane; endoplasmic reticulum-Golgi intermediate compartment
Source: RefSeq, a predicted model, not a curated record